GCAGAGUGCGUGCGGCACGUGACGUCAGGGACCCGGAAGGAAGUUUGCUCCAGUGUUGUCAUAGCAGCUCCGCGGGUAAAGAGACGAAAAAACCCUCUCUGCAGCCGCUGCUCUUUGUUUAUUUGUUUUUGUUUGUGGUCUCUGAGUGUCGCCAUCAUGAAUGUGACGCUCGCGGUGAAGCAGUACAUCUCCAAGAUGAUCGAGAUCAGCGGGCCCGGGAUGAAGGUGCUGCUCAUGGACAAGGAGACGACCAGUAUAGUGAGCGUGGUGUACACUCAGUCUGAGAUCCUGCAGAAGGAGGUUUACCUGUUUGAGCGGAUUGACUCUCAGAACAGGGAUAACAUGAAGCACCUUAAAGCCAUCUGCUUCUUGCGGCCCACCAAGGAGAACGUGGAGCACCUGAUCCAGGAGCUGAGGAGGCCCAAGUACAGUGGGCGGAGCUGGGAACCCUCCAUGUUGGCACGCUGCACUCAGGGACUGACCUCCGUCCUGCUUGCUCUGAAGAAAUGUCCGAUGAUCCGCUACCAGCUGUCCUCAGACAUGUCCAAGCGGCUCGCGGAGAGCGUCAAGCAAAUCAUCACGAAGGAGUACGAGCUGUUUGACUUCAGGAAGACUGAAGUUCCUCCUCUGCUGCUGAUCCUGGACCGCAGCGACGAUGCCAUCACGCCGCUGCUCAAUCAGUGGACCUACCAGGCGAUGGUCCACGAGCUGCUCGGCCUCAACAACAACAGGAUCGACCUGUCCAGAGUCCCCGGGGUCAGCAAAGACCUGAGAGAGGUGGUCCUGUCAGCGGAGAACGACGAGUUCUACGCCAACAACCUGUACCUGAACUUUGGAGAGAUUGGCACCAACAUAAAGAACCUGAUGGAGGAUUUCCAAAAGAAAAAGCCAAAGGAACAGCAGAAGCUGGAGUCCAUCUCAGACAUGAAGGUCAGGCAGGGCUCAGCUUGUUUACUGAUACAAGUUUAAAGGUUUUACUACGUGAACUUUGACCCCAGCGCUGGAGAUGUGAGUUCCUCU
This is a messenger RNA of Neolamprologus brichardi, 1020 nucleotides long. Lineage: Eukaryota; Metazoa; Chordata; Actinopteri; Cichliformes; Cichlidae. The record is from RefSeq and is a predicted model, not a curated record.